UUCACAUAUCGAGACGUGCGCCCAAAACGGUGGCACCUAUAUUAUAGUCUCGAAAUAAUAAUAUCGUUACAAUUGUUUUAAGGACGCGUUGCGUUUCCGGCAUUAAUUCCGCCCGCAUGCCCGAUUUUGUAUAUCGUAUAUCGUAUAUUAUAUCAUAUAUAUAGAGACCGGAAGUUUGUGUAACAAUGGAACAGUUGAACUGGAUGGUGGAAUACGCUGCGUUCGUCAUCAUGCUCGGGCUGUCCAUCGUCAUCGGCCUGUACUAUGGAUGCUUUUCCAAACAGAACACCGUCGCAGAUUACCUGUUGGGCGGAAAGCACAUGACCGUCUUUCCGAUCACCAUGUCACUGAUCGCUAGUCACAUUUCUGGCAUAACGCUACUCGGAGUUCCAUCUGAGAUAUAUAGCAAUGGGACACAAUACUUAAUUGUUGGUGUCGUUAAUAACGUAGUAGUAAUUGCCUUGGUCAUAUGGAUUUAUUUACCUGUUUUUUAUGAUCUUCAGUUGACAUCAGUAUAUGAAUAUUURGGAUUACGAUUUGAUACCAACGUCCGUGGAUUGUCGUCACUCAUUUUCGCCAUACAGCUAAUACUGUACAUCCCUAUUGUGAUCUACAUACCAGCAUUAGCGUUCAAUCAAGUUACAGGUCUUGAUGUACAUUUAAUAACCGUGAUCAUUUGCGUCAUUUGUAUAUUUUAUACCACCAUCGGCGGACUGAAGGCAGUUGUGUGGACAGAUGCGAUCCAAAGUAUUUUCACAGCCGUUUCAAUCGUAAUUGUAAUCAUAUUGGGAGUUAUACAAGCCGGAGGGAUAGGAAACGUGUUCAGAUCCAAUCAAGAAGGAGACCGAAUAGAAUUUUUUAAGAUGGAUCCAAAUCCGUUUUUGAGAAAUACUUUUUGGACCGUUACCGUAGGCACGACGUUUCAAUGGCUCGCAUCACUGGGCAUUCAUCCAGGAGCCGUUCAACGUUUUGUAGCAUUGCCCACUUAUUCAAAGGCUCGAAGUGCUGCGAUUUGGUUUGUUUUCGGUAUGGCCGUCGUUAAAGUCUUAACCGGUGCUAUAGGAAUGCUGAUCUACACCAAAUACAAAGACUGCGAUCCAUUGAUGGCUAAUUACAUAGACAACGAAAGAAAAUUAGUGCCGUAUUAUGUGAUGGACGUAGCCGCGAAGUUUCCAGGACUCACCGGUCUAUUCGUUUCCGGAAUUAUUAGCGCUGGCUUGAGUACAAUGUCAGCGCAAAUAAACACUGUGUCUGGUACGAUUUACGAAGAUUUUAUAGUGAAAAUGAUGGGCAUAAAAGUGUCUGAUUUGACGGCCAGUAUUAUCAUGAAGUGCACCGCACUGAUCUGCGGAUUCAUAUGCGUGAUAUUGGUUUUUGUAGUCGAAAAAAUGAGCGGAAUUUUUCAAUUAUCAAUAAGUCUGGGCGGAGUGACUUAUGGAUCAUUACUGUCAGURUUCACGUUGGGGAUUUGUUUUCCGUGGGCAAACUCUAGAGGCGCCGURUGUGGGAUGUUAUCCAGCUUAGCUGUCAUGGCUUGGAUAGUUGCUGGAGCUCAGUUCACCAUAUACAACAAGGAAUUGAAGUUCGUAGAAAAGGACCUUUCAAUAGCCGGAUGUCCGGCCAACACAACGUUUACAAAUCAUACAGAUUUUUCAGGUUUAAUCCGGGUGAACGAAGAAGUGUAUGCGAGUCCAAACGUGUCGACAAUUUAUAUGAUUUCAUACAUGUACUACAGUGCCGUCGGUACUUUGGUCGGGAUCGCCGUCGGACUUGCUGUCAGCCUGUUGUUCCCCAUGGAGCAGAACAUUGACCCCAGACUGUUGACGCCCUUUAUACGGAACUUUGUGUAUCCCAAGUACAUGGCCGAGAAGGUGCCGAAUGGUAGGACCGCCAACAACAAGAACGAUACUUACGAACUGGUGUCUCAGGACACCAAACUAUGAUGACUGUCGUUGUACGCGGUGUGAAUGAUUGUAAUUUCAUCUGAUUCGAAUAGUGUUUUAUAUUUKGAAAAUAUAUGGAAAAUAAUAACAAAAAUCGUUUUUUGCUACUUGAAAUUUUUUA
This is a messenger RNA of Diuraphis noxia (Russian wheat aphid), 2064 nucleotides long. Its product is annotated as sodium-coupled monocarboxylate transporter 1-like. NCBI's taxonomy places the organism in Eukaryota, Metazoa, Arthropoda, Insecta, Hemiptera, Aphididae. Gene Ontology annotation, cellular component: membrane. The record is from RefSeq and is a predicted model, not a curated record. Gene Ontology annotation, molecular function: symporter activity. Gene Ontology annotation, biological process: transmembrane transport; sodium ion transport.